UGCAGUCGCUGCCGCAUGGCGGCGCUGCCCACCGCGUGUUGGCCGGCCGGACGGAAGUGUCCGCCAUUAUUGCCCGCACCCCCGCGCCCUCCCCGCUGCCUCCUUCGGGAUGCCAGGGCCCCGCCAGUACCGCGGGUUGCCCAAAAGUUGUUGCCUGCGGGAUUUCUUGGUGGGCGGAGCGGCGAGCUGUCCGAGAUUGAUAAUUCCCGGGAGGCGCCGGUGGGCGGAACGCGGGGAGCGAGCCGCGGGACGGGGGGACGUGAAUGGGGGCGUACCGAGGCACUGAGGGGGAACGCUUUGUGUGACGGACCGUGGCGCCGGAUGAUGGCGGCGGUGCCGAAGGUGCUGUGCUCGGAGAAGGGAGUGUUGCUCAGGCAGGUGCUGGCCCUCAGCAGAGCAGCAACAGCCAGAGAAAACCUUCUGUGUGCUGCAGGUGAUGCUCUCCUGGCUCCCCACAGAUCCUACAGGUCCCGACCCACCCAUGGCAUCGGGAGGUUUAAAUACCUGCUCCCAAAGGAGGUUCCAAAGAGGAAGAAGGAAAGAGUGCAGAUGAAAGAGAUCAGCGCUGGCACUGAGUACGAGUAUGGGGACAUCAACAUCCAGAUGACUUCCUAUGAUCUGUGCCUGGUGGAGCACUUUGCUCAGCAUGUCCACAGGCUCUGCAACCGUCUCUGCAUCCGGGUCAAUGAGAGCUACGCCAUGCCCACCAAAACCAACGAGGUGCUGUUCCUGGAGGAGAGGGGAUCCAAAAUGCAGCUGGAUGCAGUCCUCACCACCCACCAGAGGGUUGUGCAGAUCCGCGGCUUGAGCGCGACGUUUGCUCCCAUCCUGCUGGAAAUCAUUCAGAGUAACCAGCCUGAGGGGGUGCACCUGCUGAUGAAACAGCACACGGAAGCCGAUUUCAAGAGCCGGCUGAAGUCUCGACCAGAGCUGGAGGAGCUGCUGGCAGAGAUGUCCUGAGGUGGGAAUUUCUGCAGAAAUCUCUGUGCAUCAGCAAUGCUGUGCUGCAACAACCCCAGGAAUUGUUAUAACCAAAUUUGAUGGAUGCCAAGAGAAACUGUUCCAGAAACUGGUUUGUUUGGAGGUUUUUUACCUCCCCCUUUCUAAGGAUCAGCUUGUCAAAAAGAGGGAAAAUAACACAUUUAUUUACACUCUCCCCAAACUGGGGCUGUCCAUGCUCAGCCUCUUGGUAUUCCCAGGACCCACAUCCCUGAGAAAUAGCCCGGAACCUUCCUUCUGACAAAAGCCAUGCAAAAAGCAAUUCUAUUUUCUUUCUCAUGGCUUAUUUGCCAGCAGGUGGUGGUCAGACGAGAAUCCAUUUUUCUCCUAUUCCUAAUUUUUCUGUGGCUUCCCUGGAAAUAAAUCCCAUCCUGUGGGACGUGAGGUUA
Messenger RNA from Passer montanus (Eurasian tree sparrow), 1388 nucleotides. RefSeq names its product mitochondrial ribosomal protein L48 (gene MRPL48). Lineage: Eukaryota; Metazoa; Chordata; Aves; Passeriformes; Passeridae. Gene Ontology annotation, cellular component: mitochondrial ribosome. The transcript has 9 exons. The record is from RefSeq and is a predicted model, not a curated record. The coding region runs from base 16 to 960 and encodes 314 amino acids.